GCAUCGCCGGUAGAAUGGCUUGCCUGUUGCGCAGUCCUCAACACACUUCAUUUACAGAGAGAGACGAGUAGCGCUGCACAGCCCUCUUGUACCCUACCGAUCUUAGCUUUUGAGGGGCUAUUGGUAUAUCUAUACGUAUAUACGUAUAACUGUAUCAAGACAGAUCGAAAAUGGAAGGAGUGCACAGCUCUUCUCGACUGUGCGAUCGAUCAACAAGCAGGACGAGCUCAUCGGCACUCAACGAUGCGCGUCGCGGCAGCGUUCACUCACACAGCACUUCCUUGCUUCCCUACUCCACCGCCUCCGACGGCAGUGACUUCUUGUACAGUGAAUUGAGCACCCUCUCGCGAGCCGUCUUGCACACAUCUGAGGAUGAUGAGGCCGACCGUACCGCCCGCGAGAGCCGACCCGGCUGGCACCGUAGACGUUAUGUUGACUCCACCGAUGACGAUCGCUAUGAGCAGGACGAGAAAGACGGCGAAAGGCGCGACGACGAGGAGGGGGAGGGAGAGGCCUAUCGAGAGGCAAAGCGCCACCAGAAGGAGGCCUCGACCAAAGCGGCGUCGUUCCGUUCAUCCACUUUUCGCAGCGAGCACGGCUCGGGUUUCUUUACGACUGACCGCCGCAGUGGCUCCUUUGACUUGUACUCCCACCAGCGCGUUUCCCCCCGCAAAGGACCGGCCUUUUCCAUGCAAAGCGCCGUGGACAACACGUGCGACGCUGUCUCGCCCUCCGCCAACACCUCACGACCUCUUCGACUGGGGCAGCGUCGUUUUUCUGCGUCCCGAAGCAGCCAUUAUGAUGCGGACGAUUUUGGUGGUGGUGGUGGCCGCGGCGAAGGCGCCGGCGGUGCCCAAGUGGUGAGUACGGGUCCGUCGCAGAGAAGCAGACGCACUUCACAGCCUCUCAUGCUGCCCUCGAUGAUUGCGACCACUUCGGCGCGGGCGUCGAUCUUCUCGGGCGAGUUCUCCGAUCGCGCGUCGACGUCGUCCCCUAUGGCGGUGGUCACGUCUCCAUCAUCGUCCCGGCAGCGCCGCUCUGCACUUGCGAUGAGCGAUGGAAGUGAAUCGGGCGGGCAGCUGCGACCGCCGUCAAGGCGAGGCGGUGACGCGCCUGGUGCUGCCCCACGUGUGGACGAAGCGGACUGGCAGAAAGCAGGGCUCCCGUCUUCGUUGCCGGCCCCCAGUAGCGGAGACGAUGCCAGUUAUUCUCCUUCUCGCUCCGUGCAGGACCACGUGUGGCCCUAUACGCAACCUUUUGAGGUGCGCCUCGUUAUGACAGAGGUGCGGAAGCGCAUCGAGUGGAACGACACGACGCGGCAGUUUCUGCUGCUCAUUCCCCUCCUCUUCUUUGUAGGCUUCCUCGCCGCCUACAACACGAAGGCGAUUCAAGCGGACUUGUUGGUCACGGAGUCGCAGCGACAGCUCUUCACGCGCACUCCCUUUCCUUCAGCGGUGACUGCACUCGAGCAGUUCCGGCAACAGAAGAAUCUCGAUGUACCGGUGAGUGUGCGGACCGACAGUCUCUUUGUGGAGAUGCACACGCAGGCAGACUGGAUCGAUUUUUUUGCCGAUGUCGUGAUGCCGGGCAUUUUUCAAGGUGUCGCGAUGCUGCUGCAUCCCGAGACGAAACUCGAUGCCCGUGGCGAUGUCGGACCCAAUCAACAGAGCAGCGCGAACGACGGCGACGGCUGUUUUGCUGGGGAUCGGUUUUGGUUCGACAGGCCUGGGUGCGUUGACUCCCUCGCAAACGGGGACCGGGAAGACGACAAUGUGAAGUCGUUGCCGACCGCCGCGAAGGAACCACAAGCGUCAACAUGGCCCGCUGCGUCGCAUGCGGGCUUUAGCGAACCAAGCCUUGAUGCACCCUUUCCUUCCCACAGCAACGUGAACCCUGAUGACGACAGCCGCGGCGGCGGCAGCAACUCGGGCAUCGGAAGCGGAAGACGCCGCUUUGCGGAGAACUACCUCUACGACAAGACGGUACUGGUAGGGCCUGCACAGAGCAUCUACCUCGGUGCGAUGCGGGUGCGCACGAUACGCAUGAAGCCUCACACGGCGAAGCUGCAGCGCCGGCUGUACCCCCGCGAUUCGCAGCGCUUUCCAUCGGAUGCGUGGAGUCUCCAUCACAACCGCGAGGACGAGGAAACAACGCCUGUGCGAUGCCCCUCCAUCACUUUGACGCACCCACUCACGAACGCCUCCGCGCCUCUGUACAUCUACCGCGCCCCAGCGGCGAACGAUCCGUACUGCGUGCCCACAUUCAGGCGCUUCGGGACCUACCAUUGUGGUGGCUACACCUUUGAUGUGCCAUUUCGCUCGUCCACGUGGGUCGCCAUGCAGUACCGACAGGCCGUGCGCAACGUCUCGUGCUUCUUCGUGGACAACUGGGCGACGCGUCUCAUCGCCAUCGAGUUUUACACCUACACGCCAGACCACGACACCUUCCAUUCGGUAAAGCUGUAUACGGAGGUGCUGGCCGGUGGAAGCUACCACACCGACGCUGUCUAUCGCAGCUUCCGCGUGUGGACGCCGGCGCGGACGGGGGAGCUUGUGUACGUCUCCUUCACCUGCGCGUAUACCGUCUUUUACUUUGCGUGCUUGCUGAGCCGACUUCGGUGGCAGGUGCGACGGUUCGGGUGGGUUGCGGUGCUGCAGGACUGGAGCGCUUGGAUGGAUCUCAUCGUGGUGACGUCCGUUGUUCUCUCCGUUGCCUACUUCUACGCAUGGUCCCGCGUGUCAAGGAGAAUCUAUGCGAAUCUGGCCAUCCCAAUGGUGUCGAGUUCGUAUCCUUCGUAUUUGGACUCGGUGCAGCGCUUGCACGACCAGUUCAACACGACCAACGCCUUGAGCGUCAUCGUGUGCUUCGCGCGCCUUUUCUUCUGCCGCGCUCUCUUUCGCCCGUUCACGACCUUGGUGACGGCGUUGGACCUCAGCAUACCAGCGAUGUUGUCUAUUGCCGUUCUCUACAUGGUUAUGGUGAUUGGCUACGCGCUGGUCGGGCAUGCCGUGUUUGGGCCCAUCGGGGAGUGGUUCACCAACUUCGGCGAGGCCCUGUACGCGGUGCUGUCCUACUGGUACGCCGUCCCCCUCUUCGUCGCACCAGAGGAGGACGUGGCGAGGCAGUUCACGAGUUUCUUCUUUUGGUCGUUGACGGUUGGGGUGCUCAGCGUCACUGUGGCGCUUUACAUCGCCGUGGUAUCGCACUCCUUCGCCCGCGUUCGAGCCGUGUACGGCGUCACCUACGACGAGCCGUGGAGCCGGCGGCGUUUGGAGGCGUUUUGGGAGUGCUGCACAUGGCCUCGCAUAAAGCGCUUUCUUCGGAAGAUGGCGCUGCUGUAUCCCGAAAACGAAUACCUCUUCCGCGUGUUGCAAAGCAUGAAUGCGGCGUACCGCGCUGGCGAUGUGCGAGGCUGGGAGCGCCGCGGGGUUGUGUACGCUGAUGAAUCCCAUACACCGCUGCGGCACAGAAGUAGUAGUUGGGGUGGUAGUACAACUUUGUCUGGACGAAGGGAAACGAGCUCCAACUCCUUCUUGUCUGGCGCAGGGGAAGACGACGGCAGGCACGUCGCGGUGCCAAACUUCAUCUCGACAAGCUCUUCCAUGAGCCCGAUGAGCUUCAGUGACGACAACACAAAGCGACUGCGCACGUCGGAUGACAUCGUGGAGGGCCAGUCUGUUGGCCAGAGCGACGCGGCAUCCGUUGCGGUGUCGCACGUGGGCAGCAACGCAAAGCAAGCGACACGGUUUUCUGCACGCCUCCGCGCGGCAACAGAGCACGCGACCUCUUCCGCGGCAUCGACCGGUGCGGAGAACGCUGCACAUGCGCGACGUUUAGCGGCUCUUGCGUUUUCAGCAGAGGAGACGCAGUCCCCGCUGCCUUCUGCGUCGCCUUUUCACUUUCGACGCGCAGCUGCGUCCAACAGGAGUAAAUCGGCUCCACUGUCUCACCGCCGGAGCUCGCCUAACUUUCACAAUCCAGUGCGACGCACCUCAGACGCACUUCGUGAGGUAUACGAGGAGCUGCGCGACAUCAACGUUGCCCAGCGGCACAUCAACUUCUUUGACUGGUGCGACGUCAUCCAACCCGACGUCUUUGUCAGCUGCGGCGGUGAGUCCUUCUUCAAGGAGUGGUGGAAGCACAUGGCAGAGACGCAAGCGGACGUUUCGCGGACCCCGCAGCAGCAGGCGCGCCGCGAGCUUCGUGAGAUGGUGGCCUUCGCGACGGAGCGUGAGGUGACCGGAGGAGUGGUGGGCAUCGGUCACCUCGAACGCACGCUCUCGCGGCUCGAGUCACAUGUGGAUUCUCUUUUACAAAACGUCUCCCGGCGGUGA
Messenger RNA from Leptomonas pyrrhocoris, 4334 nucleotides. RefSeq lists its product as hypothetical. The coding region runs from base 171 to 4334 and encodes 1387 amino acids. Gene Ontology annotation, cellular component: membrane. The transcript has a single exon. The record is from RefSeq and is a predicted model, not a curated record. Gene Ontology annotation, biological process: monoatomic ion transport; transmembrane transport. NCBI's taxonomy places the organism in Eukaryota, Euglenozoa, Kinetoplastea, Trypanosomatida, Trypanosomatidae. Gene Ontology annotation, molecular function: monoatomic ion channel activity.